Molecule: messenger RNA, 2527 nt
Organism: Drosophila virilis
Lineage: Eukaryota; Metazoa; Arthropoda; Insecta; Diptera; Drosophilidae
Gene: Xrp1
Product: Xrp1
Biological process (GO): regulation of DNA-templated transcription
Molecular function (GO): DNA-binding transcription factor activity
Source: RefSeq, a predicted model, not a curated record
AGACCAAGAGCAACAGCAACAACUGUCAGAACAAGAACAACAACUCCGAUUAUAUUAACGGCAACUGCACAAGCGGCAAACAGACGGAAUACCGAAAAUCCCAAAGAUAUAAUAUUGAUGAUCCAGGAGCCGGCACGAGUACAGGCAACAACAUACGAGGCGAGGGGACAGCAGAAAAGCAACGUAAUAGCCGCUGGCGAGAGAAUCUACUCAGCAAAUUGCAAUUGCUCGCCGAAGAGAAUCGAGAGAAUAGCGCAUACGAGGGAUUCGCCCAUGUUGACAUCGACAACAACAACAACAACAACAACAAUUCCGAUCGUUAUAAAUACGCAGCCGAAUCCAAGAAUUAUACUGAUCAAGGUGCCCACGCACAGCAGGAGCAGCAGGAGCAGCAGGACAGAGGAGAGCGCGCCUCGAACUCGUCUUAUCAGAAUACCCUUUUUACCAGGCUCGGUACCAACAACGGCUUCAGUGAAACAUACUUUGCCUACGGCGAGCUCUUCAGUAAACUAUACAACUUCGGCGACAGCAUCCCGUAUCGCGAGUCAAGCGAACCCAUUGACUGGGAUAAUAUACCCACCAGAACGGUGCUCGAACAGCUCAGGGUUUCCAACAAUACUAAACCAGGUCGCGAACGACCAGAUCCUAGAUUCGCCGUUGACAACAACAGCAACGGUGACGCAAACGGUCCAGGUUUCGAGCACGCCCCAGACUCUGGCGUCAAUGGCUGGCAUACAGCUGACAGGUGCAGACAUGCUGUCGUCCCGCCAGGAUAUGAGUGGAGCAAUGCCUACUGCUACAGUUGAAGAGAUAGAUGUUCCGGUGUUCAUUGAUGAAUAUCUGGAAAAUAUAGAAGCAACGUCGUCGACGAGCAGCAGCAGCAACAAAAGCGGGGAGAUUGGAAAAGAGAUUUGUACUGAGACGGAUAUAUUUGAUUUUGACUUUGAUAUAAACCUGAUUGCCGAGGAUCACAUUGAGCGCAAGGAAAUGGAUCAGUGCAAUCUGGACAUGGAUAGCAAUUACAGCGACAACAUUAACAGCGACAUCAACGGAAUGGAUGAACUUCAGUUUCAACUAUUGGAAGAGGGCGAGGAGGAGGCACUUGACAUGGGCUCCAUGUGCAAUGGCAUCGACAUCACAAGCAAUCUGGGCGAAGAGCCCGAUCUGGGCAACAUACUGACCAGCGCCGAGAAUCCCAUGCUCAGCAAUUUCUCGCAAGGCUCCAUGCUCUACUCAUCCAGCCAAACGAAAUGCAUCUACGAGCUGCCCAUGUUGGCGGAUGAGAACAGCAUGGAAAACUAUUAUAACGCCAGUCAGCAGUCGCUCGGCUUCGGUCUCGGGCUCGGCAUCAGCCACCAGCUGGAUGGUGUUAACGAGGAUGCCUGCAGUGCUGUGCUCGUCCAGGAUGCUCCGCCAGCCAGCAUGUGCCUGGGCGUCAAGCGCACUGCCUCUGCGGCGGGUCUCGUGAACGCAGCAGAGUCGAUGCCCAUGAAGCGCAGCAACCUCUUGCAUCUUAACAUCAACAAAUCACAGCUCAUCAGCCAGCCCGAUAUCAUCAACACGCCCGACAUCAUCGAGCAGGUGCUCAACUUUGACGAUGCCAAUUCAGUUCGUAAUAAUGUGACCAACCAGGAUCUGAUUUAUGAGGAGCUGCGCAGCACUGAGGAUAACACCGCAUUCACCAUACUACCCGACUUCUCAGCGCCGAACACGCCCAAUAGCAAUUAUUCGGUCAGCAGCACAACGCGUUCGCAUCAGGCCACCUGCCAGACGGGCUUUGCUGGCUUCAUAACCGCGCCCGUGUCACCCGCCUUCUCCACAGCGAGCACAUCGCAGUUCAGUGUCACCACAUCGAUCACUGGCAACUCCAGUUCGAAGCGCAAGCGCGGACGUCCCGCCAAGGAGCACGCGGAGGGACCCGAUCCAGAGCUGAUGGCCCAAAUGACCGAGGACGAUGCGAAGGCGUAUCGGGAUCGCAUCAAGAACAACGAGGCUAGCCGCGUCUCGCGCAGGAAGACCAAACAGCGCGAGCACGAGGAGAUGAAGGAGGAGCAAGAUCUGCAGGCUGAACACGAACAACUAACAUACACGCUGCAGCUGGUCAUGCGGGAAGCCAGACGUUACCAGGAAUACCUCAAGCGAAACUAUCACAAGAAUAGCACGUAUGUCAAGCCCGAGCCGGACCACUGAGAUUCUCAUAGCCAUGCCAUAGUCAGUCAAACUCUCGUACCUCUCGAGUGUUGCAUAUUGCGACGCAGAGCUCUAGUUGUUAAAUUAAGCUAGUAUUCAUCCAUACCUAAGCAGGGAUUGUUGUCGUUGAAGGAGUCGCUGUAAUGUGUGCGGCACAGAGCCGCACAAAAAAAAAAAAAAAAAACACAAAAACCUUAACCGAACAGAUUAUCAAUUGUUCGAACAAAUUGAUGGAAAACUUUUAGAAAACAAAAUUCUUUUUUUUUUUCUUGUUACCAACUAAGUGAUUAUGCAUACUUACUUUCAAAGGCGUCACAUAGAAUGCGCACGGUUUUUU